Molecule: messenger RNA, 1209 nt
Organism: Ascochyta rabiei
Lineage: Eukaryota; Fungi; Ascomycota; Dothideomycetes; Pleosporales; Didymellaceae
Exons: 2
Coding region: 1-1209 (402 amino acids)
Molecular function (GO): chitin binding
Source: RefSeq, a predicted model, not a curated record
AUGCAUUCUGCUCUUCUAUUGGCCAUUGCGGCCCUUCCAUUCCUUGGGGCCGAUGCUCUCCAACGAAGCUUUACCGCUCGUUGCGGCCAACAGUCCAGAAACCAACCUACUUGCAAGGGCUCGAUAUUCGGGAAUUGCUGUAACAAGGGCGGGUUUUGCGGUUCGUCCUCAGCAUACUGCGGGAAAGGCUGCCAAGUUGGUUUCGGUGACUGCACUUCGUCCAUUCCAACCUCUGCAAAGUCAUCCGCAGCACCAGCAAAGCCGUCUUCAACAUUGAUGAAAUCAACAACGUCAUCGACGAAAGUGAUUGUUGUGUCUGUAGCACCAACUUCAGCAAAUUCGGCACCAUUCACAGCAUCUACCACCUCGUCCACUGUGACAUCAUCUUCUAUCCCUGCAACAUCGCCCUCAUCAUCCGCACCGUCUUCUUCAACUCUCUUCACAUCAGCCUCCUCAUCUACACUGCUGUCUUCCGUCCCUGCAACAUCGUCUUCGUCCGUUCCAGACGUGAAGAUUUCCACUGAUGGAAGUUGCGGUGGAACCCAAGGGUUCACAUGUUCAGGGUCGGCAUUUGGCGAUUGUUGCAGUGAAUACGGAUGGUGCGGAGCCACCAGCAGCUACUGCGGUGCUGGCUGUAAUGAUGCCUUUGGGAACUGCGGUGCCGUCAGCACGUCGAUCCAACCAUCAUCCUCUUCCACUCCAGCAUCGUCGUCGAGCUUGGCCCCCUCCUCAUUCUCCACUGCCACCAGGACUACCUCCGCUGUGCCAUCGGCUACACAGGCGGUUUCCACCGAUGGGGCAUGCGGAGCAAGCUCCGACGGACUGACUUGCUUGGGAUCAACGUUUGGCGAUUGUUGCUCGCAAUACGGCUACUGUGGAGGCACUAGUGCCUUUUGCGGAACGGGUUGCCAGGGCGCGUUCGGAGAGUGCGACGCAGCUCCAGUACCUGGCAACAUCUGUGGCGUGGAAGGCUUUGCCAACAAGACCGAGUACUACGCUUCUUCGUUCAACCUCAUUUCUACUACGGACGUCGCGACAUGUGCCAGUCUUUGCUUGGCUGAGGCUACGUGCAUGAGCUACCUCUUCAACCCAGGCCUCCAGAACUGCGCUUACCUUACAUACACGUUGGAGCAAGGCGAGUUCAUCGCUACGACUGGCACGAACCAACUCUUCUGGGAUCGGGCAUGCGCUGAAGCCCCUGCAGCGUAG